AUGACAGAAGCAUGGAAAACUCGAAUAGAGAUAGUCAAAGGUAAGGUAGAGACUAUUCUUACUAAAAUAAAAAAAGGAGAGACUGAACCAGUGGAUUAUUACAACCUCAAGUUGCUCAAUGAACUUUUUAUGAAGGAGACCCAUAUUUAUAUGGAUAAGUUGACAGUAGAAGAAUCCAGAACUUACACAGAAAUACAAAUAGAAGCAAAGCUCCUCGAUAACAAAAACAAUGGUGACCCACCAGUACAACACGUUGAUCAAUUGACAUCCAAACUACCAAAAUUAGAGUUACCACGUUUCAAUGGAGACACUCUGAAGUGGAAUGAAUUCUGGGACCGUUUUAAAUCCAGCGUAGAUACCCAAAAACUUACCAAAGCUGACAAGUUCAGUUAUUUGAUGGCAUCCCUGGACCAAGAGGCACUAGCGGCCAUUGAAGGCUUAGACAUAACUCAUGAAAACUAUGGGAUUGCAGUCGAUAUAUUAAAAGAUCGUUUUGGUAAGCCUGGGAUGGUCAUUGAUGCUCAUUAUGAAGCGCUUCCUAACCUCAAAAGUGCUCAUUCACCAAAUGAAUGCAUGAAUGUAUUUAAUGAAAUAGAGAAACACCUCAGAAUUUUAAAAGCUUUGGGAGAAGAUACUAACCACAAUAAUUUAAGAAGAAUUAUAUUAAACAAGUACCCUGAAGAUAUUAUCUAUGAAUUGAAAAUGAAAGUAAAAGUAGAAGAACAAAGUGUUGAUACUAUAAGAAAAUUAUUGGAACAACAGAUUACUGCUCGUGUCACUACAACAAAACCUUUGCUGAGUACACUAUCAUUUACAAACACUACUGAGAAGAGACAAUAUCCAGUGAAGAGGAAAUUCCCUACACCCAAAGUCACACCUGCAAAGAGAAAGAAGAGAAGCUUACCUUGUAUCUUCUGUGAUGGAGAACAUUUUAAUGACAACUGUAAGCAAGUGGUGUCAGUAGAAGACAGGAAAAAGAAGAUAAUUGGACGUUGUUUUGUUUGCUUUAAAAAGGAUCACACAGCAAGAGAUUGCAAAGAAAGAAGAAGAUGCUUCUACUGUGGUGAAAUCGGAAAACAUAAUAGAGCACUGUGCAAUAUGGCCCAGAAAAGUACAACACUGCAGACUCGCAGCGAGAAGAAUAAAGGUACUGUACUACAGACUGCUAUAGCUCAAACAGUACCAAUUUGGUCAAGAAAUAAUUCCUUCAGAUGA
This is a messenger RNA of Plutella xylostella (diamondback moth), 1215 nucleotides long. NCBI's taxonomy places the organism in Eukaryota, Metazoa, Arthropoda, Insecta, Lepidoptera, Plutellidae. The record is from RefSeq and is a predicted model, not a curated record.